AUGGUUGUCCAGCGUCAUGUCCUCAACUGGCUAUACAGCGUCCUGACAAGUGAAUACCACGAUGUCAACCGCACUUACAACGACGUAGCCCAGGCCCUGUCCCAGUAUCCCUCACUAUCGCCUCGGACAGAUGUGCACACAUUCCCCAAUGGCAGCUCUGCCCUCCUCCUCCAUAUCUCCGGUACAAUACCAGUCAACUUUCGCGGCACCACAUACCGUUUCCCCAUAUCGAUAUGGGUCCCUCACGCAUACCCACGAGAGCCGCCUCUCGUAUACGUUACCCCAACCGAGACCAUGGUCGUGAGGCCAGGGCAGCACGUCGACCCUCAAGGACAAGUUUACCAUCCGUAUCUCGUUGGCUGGGCUGACUUCUGGGAUAAAUCCAACCUAUUUGACUUCUUGGGCGUACUACGAGAUGUCUUCGCAAAGGAACCUCCAGUUGUCGCAAGAGGCCAGGCGCAACAACGACCUCCCUCGGCCCAACCACAAGCCGCUCCCACCCCUCCACCCGUUCCUCCUCUGCCACAGGAGCUGUCUGCUCGACCACCGAGCUCCGUACAGUCGCCUCCCAUAACGAACGGCGGCCCUCGACCACCACCGCCGCCCCCAAAACCCAACCAGCAGCCUUCGAGAGCAGAAGGCCCUCCUCUACCUCCUUUGCCGCCAGGUGUGGAGCGUCCUGGGAGUCGUUAUGGCUCUCCCGCCUUGCAACAAUCACCACAAACGCAGCCGCAGCAGAAUAAUCGCAUGUCGAGAUACGAUAGUGCGCCUCCCCUUCCUCCUGUCCCUCAACAGCCACAUCAGCAGGGACCACCUCAAGGCUUCUCUCACGCUACUCCUCCUCAACCUCCUUUCCAAGGACAUCCGCUACAGGCUCAGUAUCAAGCUGGCGCGCCCCCCAUGCUGAUGUCUCUCGCCGAUCCGCGUCGAAUGUCAAGCCUGCCUCCGCAAACCCAGCAACAAUACGCUGGUCCUCCGCCAUUACAGCAAACAUGGCAACAAGGACCGGCACAGAAUAUACCUCCACCGCAACAGAAGCCCCCACCACCGCCUGAUCUGAUGGACGAGCCUCUGACCCUCAACAUUCCGUCGCCGUCUUCUGUGCCAGCACCGCCAAUACCCCCUAACCCCGAAAAGGACGCCCUCCUUCGCCAGCUUGGAGCGACUUUGUAUCAGAUGAGAGCCCGUACUCGCGAACAGAAUGACUCCAGCAUGCAAGGUCUUCAGGCACAGCGCACGGCCAUGUUGAAUGCCAUGAGCACAAUGCAAUCAGAGGUCGGCGCUCUGACGCAGCUGUCUAACUUGUUGCAAAACAACACAAACAUUUUGCGAGAUACCAUGCGUCGUGCGGAUGAGACUAUCGAGAACAGCAAGCGCCUUCCCGAGCCAGAUAUCGAUCAGCUGCUUGUCGCACCAACAGUCGUCGGGAACCAACUAUACGAACUGGUGGCUGAGGAGCGUGCGCUGGCUGAUGCCAUUUUCGUUCUUGGACGAGCUGUGGAGAGAGGACGGGUUGCGCCAGCUGUAUUCGCCAAGACAACGAGGAGCUUGGCCAGAGAAUGGUAUCUCAAGAAGGCGCUUGUCAAAAAGAUCGGCCACGGAAUGGGACUUCACUCGGCUGUUUAG
Molecule: messenger RNA, 1626 nt
Organism: Diaporthe citri
Lineage: Eukaryota; Fungi; Ascomycota; Sordariomycetes; Diaporthales; Diaporthaceae
Exons: 4
Coding region: 1-1626 (541 amino acids)
Biological process (GO): protein modification process; endosome to lysosome transport; protein transport
Cellular component (GO): ESCRT I complex
Molecular function (GO): ubiquitin binding
Source: RefSeq, a predicted model, not a curated record